Penicillium macrosclerotiorum is the source of this 1140-nucleotide messenger RNA. RefSeq names its product Qc-SNARE protein. The transcript has 2 exons. The coding region runs from base 1 to 1140 and encodes 379 amino acids. The record is from RefSeq and is a predicted model, not a curated record. Gene Ontology annotation, cellular component: intracellular membrane-bounded organelle. NCBI's taxonomy places the organism in Eukaryota, Fungi, Ascomycota, Eurotiomycetes, Eurotiales, Aspergillaceae. Gene Ontology annotation, molecular function: phosphatidylinositol binding.
AUGGCGCCGAAUCUUGAGAUUGCCAUUCCAUCCGCCUCGAUUUCUCACUCUUCCCCUCCUCAUACGAUCUACCACAUCACACUCCGCCUCCCUCUCCGUUCCUUCACUGUCUCGAAGCGCUACUCCGACUUCGUGGCGUUUCACCGUGAGCUUCUCAGCCAGACCGAUACACAACCCCCAGUUUCUCUCCCUUCUAAGUCGUGGUUCUCAAAUACUGUCUCCAACGAGCGAUUCCGCGAAGAGCGUCGCCUGGGCCUUGAGGAAUAUCUUCAAGCAAUCAAUGAGGCACCCGAUGGACGCUGGAGGACCUCGCCGGCCUGGCGCGCAUUUCUCAACCUUCCCACCGCUGCGGCAAUAUCAACAUCUAAUGGCUCCUUGACCACCUCUGCUCGCCUCCAUGCCGCUAUCACCGACCCAGGCUCAGCGACUAACGCCCCGAUUACAGACCCGACUCUCUGGCUAGACUACUACCGCGACAUGAAAGCCCAUCUCCACGACGUACGGCUUCAACUAUCCCGUCGCGACCAGGAGACAACACCGCAGAAGCAGCAUGAGAGCUCCGCGCAAGCCAAGAGCAGCCUCGUGCGAGCUACAUCCAUGAUCACGGCCCUCGAAGAAGGCCUCAAGAACCUUGGUAAUCAGGGUCGGUCUCAUGAAACGAGCAUUCCUAGCCUGGGCGAUGGGGAACUACGUCGUCGCAAGGACCUUCUCAUAAAUGCACGCAAAGAAAAGGAUGGACUAGAAGAUCUACUGCACGCCAUGGCUGCCAAGAGCCGGCUCGACUAUGCCGUGGCCUCGAUUCAAGAUAAAGAGGCGCUAAUGAAGACUGGGGAUGGGGGCGCUACUAGCAACGGGCGCAGAACGCCGGCUCGGUCCGGUCGAGUCCUUGGAAAAGAGACGGAGCGCACGCGUGAGCUUGAUAACGAGGGCGUAUUGCAGUUGCAGCGACAAACGAUGCAGGACCAGGAUGCGAGUGUCGAGGAGUUAAUGAAAAUUAUUAUUCGCCAGAGGGAGUUGGGUACACAGAUUCACGAGGAGCUCGAGGUCCAGAAUGAGUUAUUAAAGUUGGCAGAUGAGGAUACUGAUCGAUUGAAAGCCAAGCUUGACAUUGGCAAGAAGCGAGUCGGCAAGAUUUCUUAA